This is a messenger RNA of Dimorphilus gyrociliatus, 3273 nucleotides long. The record is from the annotation of a GenBank genome assembly. Lineage: Eukaryota; Metazoa; Annelida; Polychaeta; Dinophilidae.
GGAAGUUGGUGCAAAAACUAAUGCCACCUAUAUACAAGGGAUAAAAUCGUAAAUGAUGUCAUUUUUGACGUUCCUACGGAUUUGAAACAAAAUAAGUAUUAGAAAAUGGCAGCAGAACUAUUGGAGAAACUCUUGUUACAAAUACUUAGUGGUGACAAUGCCCAUAUAUAUGAAAUUUCUAGGCAAAUAUCAAAGGCUAUUGACACACAGGAAGGAGUUAGCGCUCUUUGCUCUCUUCUUCGACAUCAAAAUGAUGGUAUACGUCAAUAUGCUUGCAUAUUGCUGAGAAAAUGCGUGGCAAAAGAAGAAAAGUGGCACUCAAUGCACUGUGAUAUUAAAUCUAUCCUCAGAAAAGAUACAAUUCAACUCGUCUGUACUGAAAACACAAAGCCUGUCAAAAAGUCUCUUGUUGCCUUAAUUGGUAGCAUUGCUAGAUUCGGAGUAAAUGAACAUGAUUGGCCAGAGUUGAUGAACUUCUUCCAUGAAGCUUGCUCUAACUCAGCUGCUAACAUUAGAGAACUAGGAAUGUGGGUUUUGAGUUUGGUGGCAGAUUAUGCAACGGAUAGCUUGCUCCCUCUAAUGCCUACAUUAAUAUCACUUUGUAACGAAAGAUUAAAGGAUGCUGAACCAGGAAUUCUUUUCUACACUAUCAAGCAAAAAAAGUUUAGAGCCCUUAUUCCAGAAAUAAUUAGAGUAAUUAACAAAUUAAUCGAAACGGACGAAACUAUGGCUUUAGAAUCUCUUGAAGUUUUCGAUGAUUUAUUUGAAUAUGAAGUUCCAAUAAUACAGCCCUUUAUUGGUUCAAUUUUUGAACUUUUAUUCGGAAUAAUGAAUAAUCAGAGUUUGGACGAAAGUUUAAGAGCUAGAGCUGCAACUUAUUUAUCCUGGAUUGUUAAGAGAAAGAAAAAGCUUGUCGUUAAGCAAAAAUUAAUGGAUAGCCUGUUGGAUGCAGCUAUGAAAAUAAUGGGUGAAGUUGACCCUGAUGACGACGAUGAUGAAAAUGUAUUGCCUAGGGAAACGGCAGUGCUAGUUCUAUCAAUGUGCAAUAAUUUACCUAGUAACCAAUUAAUGCCUGCAAUACUUGAGAGAGUGGAGCCAAUGCUUGCAUCGGAAGAUCCUAUACAGCGUAGGACAGCACUUAUAACUUUAGCCCUUGCCGUUGAAGGAAAUUCAGAAUAUGUUAGAAAAAGGCAUCUCCAAUCGUUAAUGCGAGUUACUUCUCAAGCUGUUAAUGAUACGGUUCAAAGUGUUAAAAAUGGAGCUAUGUUUAUGCUCGGUCAAAUGUGCCUCUGUCUUCAACCAGAUAUAAGUAAUCAUGCUUCAGAUAUUAUUCCUUUUCUACUAUCUUUAAUUGAUCCCCAAAAGAUAUCGGGGAAGUUGACUUCUGAUAGCCUUCGAGCCCACAGUAAAGUAUUUUAUGCUAUUGAAACAUUUUGCGAAAAUAUGUCGCAGCAAAAGUUUUCUCCAUAUGUGGAGUCUGUAACCAAUACCUUAUUAUCGGUAUUACAAAUACCAUCGCUAUCAGAUUCAGUUCGAACCUACGUUUUUAGUUCCCUUGGAGCAGUUUCGGCAACAGCUGGAAAAAAUCUAGCACCUUUUGUAGAGAAGAUUCUACAUUAUCUUCAGAGUUAUUUUGCACCUUCUGUCAGAAGUGAAGAGCAAAUAAGAAGUCAAGCACAAGCUAUCGAAACCCUUAGCUUAAUUGUGAGGAAUGUUCUAGGCGAAGAUGACAGGGCAAUUAUUGAGCAGUCUGCUCGGAUUGCUUUUGAAAUCGAAUCAACAGCUUCAGAUCCGGAUCAAAGAAGAGCUAUCCAUGGUCUUUGGGCAUCAAUCGCUAAAUGUCUUAAAACAUCUUUCCCAGUUGGUUAUUUAGAACGUGUUGUUCAGUCAAUGAUCAUAGCACUUAAUAGUCAAGAAGGAAUGAAUAGACCUGGUAAAGGCAUGGAAAAUACCAUGAGUUCUCUGGCAGAUUUGGAGAAAGAAAUUGAAACUAUGGAGGAGGAUUAUGAUGACGACGAACUUACUGAUGUCGAAAACCCAUAUUUAGAUGAAAAAGAGGAUGCCUGCAUCAAUCUAGCCGAUAUUGCUGAAUCUACUGGCCCUCUGUUUGCUCCUUAUUUGGAGAAAAGUUUUAAAAUUAUACGUGAUCUAACUAAGUCAAAUCACAUGUUUGUUCAGAAGGCUGCCAUCGAAUCCAUAAGUAAGUUGGCUGUUGCAGCUUCCAAACUCGGUGGAGAUGAAAGCUCUCAAAAUGCAGUUAGAGUACUAUGCAUGGAGGUUGUCACAUGCCUCACGGAAACAAUCAACAACCAAAAGGAGAAGACUCUUGUUACUACUGCGCUCUCUUCCUACGCCUAUUUAAUCAAGAAUGCAGGACAAAUUUUGGUUGGAGAUCAAAGAAUUACAGAUACAUCCUUAAAUCUUGUUAGAAAUGUAUUACGUGUAAAACUUCCUUGUCAAGUGAUUGAUUUAGAGACAGAAGAUGAUGAAGAAGAGGAAGAAGACGACGAGUUACUCCUGGAAACUGCUGGAGAAAUACUACCAGCUCUUGCUGAGCAUUUAGACGUCGAUACUUUUCUUAGCUAUUUUGCUAGCUUAAGCACUCUAUUUGAUAAAUACAUGAAGUCCCAAAAUAUGAAUGAAGAGAAAGCUUUUGCAAUAGGAUGUAUAGCCGAAAGUAUUGAAACUUUGGGAAGGAAAUUGGAAAGAGAGGGUAAAACUUCAGCAAAUCUUGAAAAGCUUGUACUUGCUGCCAAAGACAGCUUUUUGUCAUCGGCCUCUGACAACGACACCGACGUUCGUAAUAAUGCUAUUUAUGGUCUUGGCUUGCUGGUACUUUACGGAAACUUGGGGCCCGCUAUUAAUCAAGAAAUAUAUUCAACAUUGUCUUCUUUGCUACAAAACGAAUCUAAUCCCAGAUGCAAAGACCAAAUAGUCGCAGCCUUGGCUAGAGUAGCUUCGAAAAUCGGCGACUGCUUACCUCUGGAUUCUGUUAUUAAAACUAUUGUUUCAUCAUUGCCUUUGGAAGACGAUCCAGUGGAAAAUAAUACUUGCGUCAUAUGCUUGGCUAGAAUAUGUCAAAGAGCAAACUCGGUACUUCCACAUUUUGAGGAGCUAGCCCCAGUCUUACCAACUUUCUUUGAAAAUGAAGACAUGAAUGAGGAAGGAAAAGCGGCGGUUAUUUUUCUCUUAAAUGCUAUGGGAAAGAACAACCCUACAAUCUUAGAAAGUUUGCAUCAACAAUUCCCAAGGCUUCGCAAACAUUUGAACUAA